This is a messenger RNA of Spodoptera litura, 625 nucleotides long. RefSeq lists its product as uncharacterized. Lineage: Eukaryota; Metazoa; Arthropoda; Insecta; Lepidoptera; Noctuidae. The record is from RefSeq and is a predicted model, not a curated record.
GCCGGCGCACCUCGUUGUCGUCGUCGGUAGGUGUGUAACAAACGCGUGAAGGGAAAGUAUUGUGUUGCGGAAUCGCGCGCGUCACGCCCCGCCUGUUACACUUCUCGGAUUUUAGCAUGAGCUGCUCGGCCUCAAGGUGAUCGACUGUGGCCGCCCGUUGUCGAAACCACACCGGUUUCAUUCAAUACGUCAGUACCUACUCCGUUGAACCCGUCUGACAUUGCACAAUUAACACGAUCCAGAUGCGGCUAACAUUCUGUACGAUAUGUCUUUUGGCGACAGUGGCGCUAUCUGUGUGUCGGCCUUACGACCCAGAUGACGACGGCUUGAAGGAUGUGCUGCCCUCUGACGGACAGUUCGAAGCGUUCUAUCCUCGUGAGGCGCACGGUAUACCGAACGGUUCGUCGAGGCCUGCGCAUGGGCACGGUAGUUUCUACAAGCACCGCAACCCGGCGCUAGUUGACGUGAAAAACGCAGCCGCAUACGGUUUCCGCUUCGAUGGCAUGAGGAGAUUCAACUUCGACGAUGAUGAAGAGUGAAUGCUAAAUCUGUGUCCAUUGUAAUUUCUAUUCAUUUUAUUUUUAUUUUACAUUUUGUGUCUAAUUUUAAUUGAAAAGUUACAAUA